Messenger RNA from Morus notabilis, 957 nucleotides. Its product is annotated as LIM domain-containing protein WLIM2b. The record is from RefSeq and is a predicted model, not a curated record. Gene Ontology annotation, molecular function: actin filament binding. The transcript is spliced from 5 exons. Lineage: Eukaryota; Viridiplantae; Streptophyta; Magnoliopsida; Rosales; Moraceae. The coding region runs from base 83 to 697 and encodes 204 amino acids. Gene Ontology annotation, biological process: actin filament bundle assembly. Gene Ontology annotation, cellular component: actin cytoskeleton; plasma membrane.
AACUCCUUUGAGGUUUCUCACUGAACGUUCAUUUUUUCUACAAAGUUAUUUUUUCUUAUCUUUUGCAGGACAGGAAAGAAAAAUGUCGUUCAGUGGGACCCAACAGAAAUGCAAGGCUUGUGAUAAGACUGUCCAUUUCAUUGAUGCGUUAUCAGCCGAUGGUGUUGUUUAUCACAAGACAUGCUUCAAAUGCAGUCAUUGCAAUGGCCUUCUUGUGAUAAGCAGCUACUCCUCCAUGGAUGGAGUCUUGUACUGCAAACCUCACUUUGAGCAACUUUUCAAGGAGACCGGAAGUUUCACCAAGAAAUUCCAAUCUGGAAAGCCACAAAAUGAUCAGCUGACGAGGGCCCCAAGCAAGCUAUCCUCCUUAUUCUCUGGAACCCAGGACAAAUGUGCAGUUUGCACCAAAACAGUAUAUCCACUAGAGAAGGUUACUGUGGAGGGAGAAUUCUACCACAAGUCAUGUUUUAGGUGUUCUCAUGGGGGUUGUUUCCUAACACCCUCAUCCUACGCCGCUUUGGAAGGAAUUCUUUACUGCAAACACCACUUUGCCCAGUUAUUCAUGGAGAAGGGAAGCUACAAUCAUCUCAUCAAAACUGCUUCAAUCAAGAAGAAUGGACAACCACCAAUUGGACAGAAACCUGAGACGACACAACGAGGAACCCAAGUAGCAGUAGACCCAGAAAACGACAAUUAGGGAAGCAUAUGCGCCGCAAGAAUUAUAGUAUUAAUGUUUUGGUCAAUUUGUUUGUUUGGGACUUCAAUGAGACUUUUUUUUUUUUUUUAAACAAAAGAUUUAUUUAUUUCUAGUUCGGUUUUUCCAACGUAGAAUGCUUUGGUGAACAAAAAAAAAAUGUGGGGAUUUUCCCACGUAGAAUGUUGCUCAAUUUGUCGCGAGGAAGGACUUGCUUUUGCAUAAAUACACUGCUCAAAUUACAUUGAUUUUUGCAGCUUUAU